Marchantia polymorpha subsp. ruderalis is the source of this 645-nucleotide messenger RNA. The record is from the annotation of a GenBank genome assembly. Lineage: Eukaryota; Viridiplantae; Streptophyta; Marchantiopsida; Marchantiales; Marchantiaceae.
GAACAGGCGCGCAUACCACCACACGGACGCAACAGGUCAGAAUUGGGUCAUGAGCUCUACGACCAUUCGUACCAGUCAGCUUCACGUGCUGCAGUCAAACGUCCAUCAUCAAGAAAACUUUACAUGGGCAGUGCGUACACGAGUAGUAUAUAAAUGGACACUCUUCAAACUUGUCGAUGGAACUUGGCACAUCUGUGAUUCACUGCGCGUUGAAAUCGAAACUGGAUCAGGUUUGAGAGUUAUCCACGGACAUGGAGAUGGUCAACAAAGCGGUGGCAGAUGAAGGUCCAUAGUAAGUCGAGGUGAUAUCCGUGUGAGGAUGCAGCUGGGCAUUCUGUUUAAAUGUUCAAGAAUUUGACUCCGACACUAGCCAAUUUAAAUGUAGAUGCUUGACGUUAUCAGAACAUCAUAUACUCACGUUCGAAUUUUGAUUAUAAUGGCUUUGAUUGGGUUUAAGUCGCUUUCAAACUUUCAUUAGAAUGUUAAUUCAAACAGUCCUGCUGUUAAGAAUUCGAUGCUGAUGAACGGACAGUCUCGAGAUGAGAUGAUAUCCGAAAGUGUAUCGGUUAGUUGUGUGGAUUUUUCACUUCCUGUUGUGUCCAGUUGUAACUAGAUAGAUAUAAGGUUUGUUGCUAUACCGCGGUC